GCAUUGCUCUUCUGCUCCGGUCACUAGUAAAUCAUCAGUUUCGUUGCUCCUCUGCCUCUGCGAAGAGACCGGGCUGGCUGCCCGGCCUUCCCCGGGGGCUCGGGGAUGCGCGGUCGCGGCAGAGGCGCAUGUUUGAGGGCUUCCCGGCGCAGGCGAAGGCGAGGAGAGCAGCGCGGUGAGCGCUCACCAGUGACCGCCGCGGUCGGUGCGAGCCGCCGGGCGCCGGGCACCUCGGGGCCGCCGGCACCGCCGCGGGGCUGCGGGUGCUGCGCGUCGCCGCUUCCCGGCCGGGAUCUGCAGCGGAGCGGGGUUGCCGGGGUCUGGUUUACGAUGGAACUUACAUCAUUGCCUAAAUUCCUUUGGACAAGUGACAACAAACUUCUGCAUCACCAUUUUCCGGACAUAUUGGCUACUGUUCAUACCACACAAGACAUUCCCAAAGAAGUCAUUUUUGGACCAUGCAUGCUCCAGAACACCCUACUGGACACUGUAGCUUUUAUUGCUCUCAAAUGUUCUGACAAAAGGAACAUCCAUUAUGUAUUUAAGGUAGACGUUACAUCUGUGCACAGUCCCACAGGACUGCCUUGGAUGAGACUUGUUCAAGCAGCUGCCAAUAGCAAGGAGCAGAACUUGGAAGCAUACUUAAAAAAUAGCCAGCUAUAUUAUCGCUCCACCAGGAAAAUCGACAAAAAUGAGGAGCUCCUCGUCUGGUAUGAUGAGGAGCUUUCCAGCCUCCUGGGUUUCAAUGAGAUAAAAGCACAGAGUCCCCAGAACGAGCUGAGAUGCCAAGAAUGCAACCGAGUCUUUAAAUGUGAGCAUUCCUAUCUCUCCCACGUCCGCUUCCUGUGUGUCUCAGAGAAGAGUGCCCUGCUAUGGAGAAACUUCCAGGACCCAAAGACUGCAAAAGGCAGCUUAGCUGAGCAAACCACAAAUUUUCACAGCCUGGCAAGGGAUCUAGAGGUCAAAAUGGCAGCUCGAAAAGAUGAUAACCAUGGUCUCACAGGAGAGAGGAGAGCAAAAUCAGAAGAGGCUGAGAAUAAUAGGAGCAGGAAAACGGUGUUGUUGGAGAAAACCAAUAAUCUGAGUGAAGAACAUACCUGUGGGGGCAAGGAAGAGACGGGGGGAGAGCAUGCAUUGGCUGGUUCCUUCUGGAAGCUUAGUUCAGGGAGGCAGUCAGCUAGGAAGGAUGCUUUAGAGCAGAAGCAGAGUGCUUUCACUGAGGUAAGGAGGAUGAAGGACAAACUGAGGAAUGAGAAACCCAAGGAAUCAGAACAGGAGGAUGGCCCAGUCCCACUUGGUAAAGAGCAGGCGUCAAAGGAAGUGUUGCUGAACUCCUCCGGCAGUGCAUUCUCCUUUGUGUGGCCCACCAGUGCCCGAGGAGAACAGAAGAGUGCUUUCAGCAAACCCAGUAAGUGUCUAGCAGAAAGAGCUGCAGUAAAUUCUUCUCAUCCCAUGAACGACUCAGCAAAGAGCCUGGGGGAGCUGUCGGGCCUCAUUGCCACCACAGACAUCAUGUGCUGCAGCACUCUCCUCAAUUCCAAGUUCUUUGUCAGUGAUUUGUGCAACUCUCAGAUGCUGCAGACAAGCAUCACUCGGAGCAAUGUUUUCCCAUAUACCUCAGAACCAUGGCCCAAACAAACAGGAGGACAGUUACAAAACACAACCACCACUUCCUCCUCCUCCUCUUCCUCCUCCUCUUCCUUGACUCUCCUUCCCCCCACCUUCACAUCAUUUGGAGUAGCUGCCCAGAACUGGUGUGCCAAAUGCAACCUGUCCUUUCGCAUGACAUCCGAUUUAGUCUUCCACAUGCGGUCACAUCACAAAAAAGAAUAUUCCUCAACUGAAUCCCAGUGCAAGAGGAGACGGGAGGAGAAGCUAACAUGCCCAAUAUGUCAUGAGUACUUCCGAGAACGCCAUCAUUUAUCUCGGCACAUGACUUCCCAUAAUUAGAGCUGUGCAGGCAGAUCUCACCAAGAGACUGGGCAGGCUGGGUAAAGAAGGGGAACAGAAUUCAUUUGUAUCCAUUUCUUUUUGUGUUACAUUAAUUUCUUACAGGAAACCACUGUUUACAAUAAUUUAUAAUAGAUGCUUCGCAAAAAUAUAUAUAAUGUUUACAAGAGUCUGAAUGGAUUGUAAGUUCUGAAAACUCAACCGAGUCCCUGUCAAUCUAUUUUUGAGGAAAUAAAAUAGUGAAAUGAA
This is a messenger RNA of Dromaius novaehollandiae (emu), 2199 nucleotides long. RefSeq names its product zinc finger protein 488 (gene ZNF488). Gene Ontology annotation, molecular function: protein binding. NCBI's taxonomy places the organism in Eukaryota, Metazoa, Chordata, Aves, Casuariiformes, Dromaiidae. The record is from RefSeq and is a predicted model, not a curated record. The coding region runs from base 106 to 1950 and encodes 614 amino acids. Gene Ontology annotation, biological process: oligodendrocyte development; regulation of DNA-templated transcription. The transcript is spliced from 4 exons. Gene Ontology annotation, cellular component: nucleus.